ACAAAAAAAAAAUAUUAUGUGAUUUUAAACAAAACUAGAUAAAAUAUUUACACCAAAAUAACAAAAAUAUAAGUGACUCGGAUUUUGCCCCAAGUAUUUUCUGGAUUGACCCCGAAAUUUUCUCAAGUGUCCCCAAAUCUGUGAAACAAUGGCGACGGUAUAAGUGUCAAGUAGGGAUUGGGAGCGUUCAAAAUGUUAACCAUGUCCACUUUAAUGAUGCCUGCCGCGACUAUGACAACGAUGACAAAUGCGGGGCCAAUACCGGUGGCCGCGGCGACAAAACUCGAGCCCAAAUUACUGCAAUUGCCCCAUCCAGCGUUGAUGCCACAAAUACAACAACAGCCGCCACAACAACACCACCAUCAACAUCCGCACGGGAACAACAACAAACUCGAACACUAUCACAUUUUCGUCGGCGACCUCAGUCCUGAAAUCGAAACGCAAAACCUCCGGGACGCGUUCGCACCUUUUGGAGAAAUAUCCGAUUGCCGAGUGGUACGGGACCCACAGACCCUAAAAUCCAAAGGAUAUGGAUUUGUCUCGUUUUUAAAGAAAUCGGAAGCGGAGUCGGCUAUCACGGCGAUGAAUGGCCAGUGGCUGGGUUCCAGGUCGAUCAGAACCAACUGGGCGACACGGAAACCUCCCGCGCCGAAGAACGAACUAAAUUCAAAACCCCUGACCUUCGACGAGGUCUACAACCAGAGCUCACCAACCAAUUGUACGGUGUACUGCGGCGGCCUCACCACCGGCCUCACGGAAGAGCUGAUGCAGAAGACCUUCCAGCCCUUCGGCACCAUCCAGGAAAUACGGGUCUUUAAGGAUAAGGGAUAUGCUUUCAUCAGAUUCUCAACGAAAGAGAGCGCCACCCACGCGAUCGUUGCAGUGCACAACACAGACGUGAACGGUCAACCAGUCAAAUGCUCCUGGGGGAAGGAGUCUGGAGACCCCAACAACGCGCAGACGCAGGGGCAGUUGGGCGGCACAGCCUACAGUCCGUUCGGCGCGUACACCGGUGGAGUACCUCCUGCGUCGUACUGGUACAACACGUACCCCCAGCAACUCGGCGGCUUCCUGCAGGGCGUCCAGGGGGUCCAGGGGUACUCCUACGCGGGCCAGUUCGCGGGCUACCAGCAGCAAUACAUGGGCAUGGGCGGCGUGCAGCUCCCGUGGGCGCUGGGUGGUGGUGUAGGCGGCGUGGGCGGCGUGGGCGGUGUGGGCGGCGUGGGCGGCGUCGCGGCCAUGUCCCAACCCCCGCAGGUUCUGCACUACCCCGUGCAGCACUUUCAAGUUCAGCCGAUCGGUGAGGACGAAUGGCUGGCCCCCAGCUUGCUGGUGUGAGGCCAACGCGCCGCAUCGCAAGACCCCGCCUGCUGCUGUCUGCACAAGGAGUGGAUGUGAACACCCCCCUUUUGCUCCAACUCCUCGAUAAAACACACUUCUUGCCGUUUCCGAUUGCAUUCUUGUCGUUUUGUUGAACAUUCUUGUUGAUUUUCUGAACAUUCUUGUCGUUUUGGCGAACAUUCUUGUUGAUUUCGUCGAAUAUUCGAACGAAUUUUUAUGUUAAUUUAAAUCGAAUUCU
Molecule: messenger RNA, 1579 nt
Organism: Maniola jurtina (meadow brown)
Lineage: Eukaryota; Metazoa; Arthropoda; Insecta; Lepidoptera; Nymphalidae
Product: nucleolysin TIA-1
Exons: 9
Coding region: 193-1338 (381 amino acids)
Molecular function (GO): RNA binding
Source: RefSeq, a predicted model, not a curated record